GAGGAAGAAGAGUGAAUAGCGAACGCCUGAUAGUGGACGUACGUUUCAAAAUGGCGUUGUCAACAAAGAUAAUCAAAGCUCUGUUUUAUUGAUGUAUUUAUAAUUUUUAUUUGUUCAAUACGUAUAGUUUAUUUAAUUUCGGUGCCAAGUAUUCAAUGAAAGAUGAACGGGUUAAGUUUCAGUGAAUUUUGUUGCCUAUUUUGCUGUCCACCAUGCCCUAGUAGAAUAGCUGCAAAAUUAGCAUUCAUCCCACCUGAGCCAACUUACGAAUUUGUCUCAGACGAAUCUGGUAAAUGCAGUUUUGCUUUGUCAGAACGAGCAGAGUGGCAAUUUACGGAGCGGGAAAAAGAAUUCAUCGAUGCCUUCUACACACGAACAACAAGAGGAAAUAGAAUAGCCUGUGUAUUUUUAAGGUGCUGCAGUACAGCUAGGUUCACUAUACUCUUUUCACAUGCCAAUGCUGUGGAUCUUGGACAGAUGAGUAGUUUCUAUUGGGGCUUGGGGACCCGAAUGAACUGUAACGUAUUUGGUUAUGACUAUUCAGGGUAUGGGGUCAGUGGGGGAAAACCUUCUGAAAAGAACUUAUAUGCUGAUAUUGAUGCAGCGUGGCAAGCUCUUCGGACGAGAUAUGGAAUCAGUCCUGAAAAUAUUAUUCUUUAUGGCCAGAGCAUUGGUACUGUACCAACUGUUGACUUAGCUGCUAGAUAUGAAGUUGGGGCUGUGAUAUUACAUUCUCCUCUUAUUUCUGGAAUGAAAGUAGCUUUUCCUAAUACCAAGAGGACAUGGUUCUUCGAUGCAUUUCCAAGUAUCGAUAAAGUUCCAAAAGUGAUGUCUCCUACCCUAAUCAUUCAUGGGACUCAAGAUGAAGUUAUAGAUUUCUCUCAUGGACUGACUAUUUUUGAAAAAUGUCCCAAAGCUGUUGAACCUCUCUGGGUGGAGGGAGCAGGGCACAACGAUGUAGAGCUGUACCCAGUUUAUCUCGAAAGACUAAAACAAUUUAUAACCAUCGAGUUGGAUAACUGACAAUUACUGAAUGGCGAGGAGUGCACAUUUAGUUCAGGAACUUCUGGAACUUCUAGUUCUGUUAGCGAAAAACUUCUGUAGCGUAAGGAUGCAGGGAUGACUGACGAACUGCCACUAAUCAAAGGAACGUCGUCUCCCUGCAAGGUCCGUGCUCCCUCGCAAUUGGCUACCAUUUGCCCCGAUAUGUCUUGUAUCGCGCAUAUGCAUUGCCAAUGUUUGUUGUUCGAGACCACAUGUUAAGUUCUGAAUAUGAUUUGUAUCUGUCUCUUGUCGGAAACUUUCUAAUAUUGGUUACCACCUUAAGCGGUUGCGACUCUUUAAUACCCUGAAUGUGUUUUCAUAUGUAACUUUGAGGUAAAUUUCAGUCGAUAUAUUGUAUGUCACUGAAUGUAUAAUACUUUUAAAUCCAGUGUUUUUUUGUAAUUAGAAUGUUGAUCAGUUGAACUUACCUGAAUACUUUUGUUUCUUUUGAUAUUGUCUGAUUUAAAUUAAAUUCUUAUUUGUUUAGUAUAUUUUCUUUAUUUGUUUAUCUAUACAGUGCCCGCGUAAGUAAUGAGACCUCUCUUUUGUUUUUUGAACCUUAAUAGCUGUUGUCACAAAAUUUGGGACGCCUACAUAAGAUCAAAUUAUCCAUUUUUUGACAUAAAAAUGACGGCUGAAAAUGUCAGUGACGGUUUUACGCCAUUUUCGAUAGAUUUUUGAGUGACACCUUUUUUGAAGGUCUGUUCAUCCUCCCGUCAUCCUUCAAUUUGUAGAUCAUUUGUUUUGGAUUGCCAAUUAAAUAUCUGAUGAGUUUGUUGAUUUUUAUAACCCUGCACAAAAUAGUGUUUGUACCUAAAGUAACUCCACUCUAACUGUAAUUAUCACAUAGAGCAAGGCACACAUAAAGUGAGUGCCACACACCAUUAUCCAUUUAUCAACUCGGAAAAACAGCUUAAUUUUUAGGAAUUCUGUUUUAUUAAAUGUUAAAAAUUUAAAAUCAGUUAGAUUUAUAUCUUCACACCUGUAAAUUUAACUGCUCUUACUUGACGCAUACACUGUCUAGUACAUUUUUAUUAGUUUUCGUAUCCAGUUCGCUUAAAUAUACACAUUUUUUUCGUUAUUUUACUGUUCGAUUUUCUAGAGUAGUAACUUUAUUAUUUAUACUGAAAGUUUUUGACACAUACAUAUACAUGUACAAGUUUGAAAGCUUGUUUCUCUUAUAUAGAGGAAGUAUUAUUUAAGAUAGCUUAAGAGCGUUGAUUUGAAUGCAAAAAUGGUUUAUAAACGCACAUUGGAAUAAAAACGGUCGCCUGAUCGUACCCCAAUAGACGUUUGCCUCUGGGGAUAUCUCAAGAGUUACGACAUCAUGCAAAAUUUUGAACAUUUAAUAAAAUAGAAUUCCUAAAAGUUCAGCUGUUUCUCGAAGUUGAUAAAUGGAUAAUGGUGGUGCCUCUCAUCUUAUAAAGUUAAAAAUAUCUUGGAAGGUGGAGUCGGUUUUUCCUCGUACAGUGUUAAAAAACAAACUCAUCAGAUAUUUAAGCGUUAAUCGGUCAUUCGAAAAACAGUGAAACAAAUGAUCGACAAAUUGAAGCUUGACUGAAGGAUGAUCAGACCUUCAAAAGAAUGUGUCACUAGACCGCCCAUUCCAUUAGGAAAAAUAAGGAGAACGGCGUAAGACUGUCACUUUGACAUCUUCAGCAGUAAUUUUUAUGCCAAAAGAUGGACAAUUUGAUCUUAUUUAAGAGUCCCAAAUUUUGUGACAAGAGCUACAAAGGUUUAAAAAAUAAAAGGGGGUCUCAUUUUUUACGCGGGCACUGUAUAUAUAUAUAUUCGUAUACAACAUAUAUGUCUGUACAUGUAGAAUUAAAAGUAGAUUAUUUUUUA
Messenger RNA from Dendroctonus ponderosae (mountain pine beetle), 2889 nucleotides. Its product is annotated as alpha/beta hydrolase domain-containing protein 17B. Gene Ontology annotation, cellular component: plasma membrane; endosome membrane. Gene Ontology annotation, biological process: protein depalmitoylation. Gene Ontology annotation, molecular function: palmitoyl-(protein) hydrolase activity. The transcript is spliced from 3 exons. The coding region runs from base 163 to 1023 and encodes 286 amino acids. The record is from RefSeq and is a predicted model, not a curated record. Lineage: Eukaryota; Metazoa; Arthropoda; Insecta; Coleoptera; Curculionidae.